Molecule: messenger RNA, 5740 nt
Organism: Amphiprion ocellaris (clown anemonefish)
Lineage: Eukaryota; Metazoa; Chordata; Actinopteri; Pomacentridae
Product: CSC1-like protein 2
Exons: 24
Coding region: 337-2877 (846 amino acids)
Cellular component (GO): plasma membrane
Molecular function (GO): calcium-activated cation channel activity; nucleic acid binding
Source: RefSeq, a predicted model, not a curated record
CGGACUGACUUCGCCUCCCGUUGGACUGGUUUGGCUCGCGACAGAGUUGUUCAACCGGCUGACACACACGACCGUAGCAGCUCACAGUCGUCUGUCAGUACUAACAGCUAGUUAGACACUUUGACUAACUGGCUCCGUCUGGUUAGCUUCAGUGUUGUUAGCGUGAGAUUUACAUUAACUGCGGUCAGAUAGCUUCCACCUGUUAUUUGCUCCGCCGACGGGCUAACUUGGCUAACGUCCCGGUUACACUUGACUGCUAGCUCACAUUAGCAGAUUGUGACAGUUUGUUCCCCUGCUGCGUAUCAUACAAAGAUUGUCAACAUGCUGCAGUGAGUGAUGUACCAAUUGUUGAUAUUAGUAAUGGCUAUCUGGGGGGUGCAAGGAUGCUCCAAUUCAGAGAGCUGUCCGACACUGCCCCCCAACUCAACCUCCAGGGACUACUGUUACUCAGCUCGAAUUCGCAGUACAGUACUACAGGGUUUGCCUUUUGGUGGAGUGCCGACUGUCCUUGCCCUUGACUUUAUGUGCUUUUUGGGGCUGCUGUUUGUGUUCUCCUUCUUGAGAAAAGUAGCAUGGGACUAUGGGCGCCUCGCUCUGGUGACUGACGCUGACAGCUCGGACUUCUUCUGUGUGAGCGCGCCGCAUGAGCCACACAGACAGGAUGCUUACAGGGAGAGUGUGGCCUCUGCUAUGACAUCAGAGACACCUGAACGCUAUGAGCGCCUCACCUCUGUUUCCAGUUCUGUGGACAUAGAGCAGAGAGACACAGGUUUCUGCUCCUGGCUAACUGCUAUCUUCCGCAUCAAGGAUGAAGAGAUAAGGGAGAAGUGUGGUGAGGAUGCAGUGCAUUACUUGUCCUUUCAGCGCCACAUCAUCGGCCUGCUGGUAGUGGUGGGCGUUCUCUCCGUGGGCAUUAUCUUGCCCGUUAACUUCUCGGGAAACCUACUAGAAAACAAUGCCUAUAGUUUUGGGCGAACCACUAUAGCGAAUCUGGAUGCAGAUAAUGCACUACUGUGGCUGCAUACCACCUUCGCAUUUCUCUACCUGUUACUGACGGUGUACAGCAUGAGACGACACACGUCCAAGAUGCACUACAAGGAGGAUGACCUGGUGAAACGCACUUUAUUUGUUAAUGGAAUCUCCAAAUAUGCAGAGGAGACUGAAUUAAAGCAACACUUUGAGCAGGCAUAUGAAAACUGCAGUGUACGUGAAGCUCGCAUCUGUUACAAUGUGGCCAGGCUGAUGUAUCUCAACUCUGAAAGGAAGAAGACAGAGCGCAGCAAGAAAUUCUUUCUCGACCUACACGCCAAGGAGCAUGUUACCACCAUGAUCAACCCAAAGCCCUGUGGACACCUUUGCUGUUGCAUCAUUAAAGGCUGUGAACAGGAAGAAGCUGUAAGCUACUAUACCAAGCUGGAGGCACAAUUAAAAGAGGACUACAGGAAGGAGAGGGAGAAGGUUAACAGGAAGCCUUUGGGCAUGGCCUUUGUCACCUUCCAGAAUGAGUCCAUGACCGCCAUAAUUUUAAAGGACUUUAAUGCUUGCAAAUGUCAGGGCUGUCACUGUCGACGCGAGCCCAAGAGCUCUCAGUUCAGCUCCAAGCUGCACACACACAACUGGACUGUCAGCUAUGCCCCUGAUCCACAGAAUGUUUACUGGGAGCAUCUGUCAGUGGGAGGAUUCUCCUGGUGGCUCCGCUGCUUGAUCAUCAACUGUGUCCUCUUCCUCCUACUCUUCUUCCUCACAACCCCAGCUAUCAUCAUCUCCACCAUGGACAAGUUUAAUGUGACCAAGCCAGUGGAAUACCUAAAUAAUCCAAUCAUCACCCAGUUCUUCCCCACCCUUCUUCUGUGGUCGUUCUCUGCCUUGCUUCCUACUAUUGUCUACUACUCUGCCUUCUUCGAAGCCCACUGGACCCGGUCAGGAGAGAACAGGACCACAAUGCAUAAAUGCUACACUUUCUUGAUCUUUAUGGUCCUGCUACUGCCCUCCCUAGGACUCAGCAGCUUGGAUGUUUUCUUCCGCUGGCUUUUUGACAAAAGAUUCUUGGCAGAUGCUAAAGUGAGAUUUGAGUGUGUUUUCCUUCCUGACAAUGGAGCCUUCUUUGUAAACUAUGUCAUUGCGUCUGCAUUCAUUGGUAACGCCAUGGACCUGCUGAGGAUCCCUGGUUUACUGAUGUACAUGAUCCGCCUGUGCCUGGCUCGCUCUGCAGCUGAACGGAGGAACGUCAAAAGGCACCAAGCCUAUGAGUUUCAGUUCGGUGCAGCUUAUGCCUGGAUGAUGUGUGUCUUCACCGUGGUUAUGACCUACAGCAUCACCUGCCCAAUUAUUGUCCCUUUCGGGCUGAUGUACAUGCUGCUGAAACACCUAGCAGACAGGUACAACAUGUACUAUGCUUAUCUGCCAUCCAAACUGGACAAGAAGAUCCAUUCAGGAGCCGUCAACCAAGUGGUGGCUGCUCCGAUUCUCUGCCUUUUUUGGCUUUUGUUCUUCUCCACUGUUCGCUCGGGGUUUUCAGCUGCCACAUCCAUGUUUACAUUUGUGGUUUUGAUCAUCACAAUUAUCAUUUGCCUCUCUCACGUCUGCUUUGGACAUUUUAAAUAUCUCAGCGCCCACAACUACAAGAUUGACUCCCAAGACGUGGACGGAAUGGAAAAUGGACAGCCAGUGUGCGCUUCUGCUGCCAACAAGGCAGCGCAAAUGUACAUUGCUCAGGUACUUCAAGACCCAAAUUCAGAGGAGGGUGGGUCAGGCAGUGGCGAGGACGAUGGCCAGGGGUCCUCGCAGGACGAGGAAAUAAUCAAUGUCGAAAAUGGCCUUAAUGCGGACUUCCAGUCUGGUGAGGACAGCCUCAUUGAUAAUGAAGUUCGGCACUGAUACUGUCUGGAACAGAAAAAAAAACUAAGUUUAACCUGAGGAGUGCACUGAAUAUGUGAAUUUAACGAGGAACUGAACCAACAGUUCUCCAAAGCAUCUCAACCUCCAUCGAGGGACUUGACACUAACAUAAGCACACUGUCUACUAAGGAUCUAACGGACUGCCGCUCAAGGACUCUUGCAUUUCCUUCAUUUGGUCUCACCCAACUAUAUCUUCUGUGUACCUGCAGAGGGAAUCUCAUCUGUCAAUGCAAGCAUAGCAAACAUCUGUCUGCCUCAACAUAGCUGAGGCACACCCCAAACACUACACAUGGACCAAUGACAGAAGACACUAAUGCACAAAUGAAGAUUUUUAUGCCUUGUCUUGUGAGGGGAAUGAUGUUCUGUCUGUAUUUCCUUAACAUUAUUGCACUUGAAAAAGAAGAUGUGUAAGCUCAAGUUCCAGAAAGGUACUGCAGUAUGGCAUGCAAGUUCAAAGGGUAGAGGGAUUUUCCCAUAGUCCUUUGCAGGUAACUCUAAUCAUCUGCACUAGAUGCUUCCCCUGAAUAAGCAGCAUAUGAGAGGAGUUUCCUUGCCAGCAGAUAGCUUGUUCUGUGCAGAUUUGAUGGUCUCAAAUGGUUCUUCCAAUUCCAUAGAAGCCUUUAAAAAAAAAAUACAAAAACUGAAAAAAAAUUGCUACUGACACUCCUGGAAGCUUUGACACUGUACAGCUACAAAUCUGGAUUUGUAAAAUAGCCUUUUUUGACAUGGUAUUUAUUUGUAGGCAUGGAAUUAUAAAUGCUAUCCAGCUUGAUAAACCCCUAAACUGUGGAAAAAGGUAAUUCAUAUCUUGACACACUACACUGAUGGUGGUCUUAUUAGCAUUCAGUAUCUGAGCCUCUGUUGGGACUGCUGUUGGACUGCUGCUACUGAUGCUGCCCCCACAAAGGGAAAUCCUUGCACAGCUGCUGCAGGAGGACCUGAGGCUGAGGGCCUGUGGAUCCUUUUGUGUUGCUCAGAGGAAGGAGAGAAAGGCCUUUUUUGGUUUUCCUGGGUCAGUUUCAGAUGACACUCAUUGUGACUGGUUCUUUACCUGUUGGUCUCAUUUAUAUAUUUUUGUUAAUAUGUUUACGUCUGUAUGUAGAGAUUGUGAAGUUAGCAUUCAGUUUAGAUUACUGAUAGUUUUAUGAAUUAUUUUCUUGUCACUCAGACAUUUGUCAGUCCCUCUUCAACCUUUCGUAGACGCUUCACCAUGUAGGUAGCAGACUGUUCCAGUGGUCAUCGAGAAUUGUUGCAGUUUCCUAUUUGCUUCCAUGGCGAGCUGUAAAUUGUUUUAACUGAAAUUGAGUGAUUUUGGCGAUAGCUUGUUAAAUCAGAGCUAAGCAAUUUCAGUGGAAGAGGAUUAGAGCUAUUUAUCGCCAUGCUCGUCUUCAACUUGAAAGGAAAAUCUGUCAAGUCUGCUGCUUCUUGAGUUAUGAUGUAAUUAAAUUUAACCCCACGACAGUACAUUCCAUAUGGAGAUCCAGCAGUCACACUGAAACUCAAACUUGAUCAAGCAACACGUAGAUUGAAUGUUUACCAUAUUCCAGAUCUGCCUCAGCCAUGUGAAGCAGCUUCUUGUCAGACAAAAAUAUCUACUUUAACAAAAGGAACACCAAGUAACUAUUAAUAAUGUGAAAUGCACACUGUACUGACCUUACUCAGGAUUUACUGUAUCUAGCUCCUUGUUUUGUUUUUUUUUUUUUAAAUCUUUUUUUUUUCUUCCUUAGUCAGGACACUACAAGCUGCCCCAUUGAGCAUAAAGAUUUUUGGCAAAGCAAGGCUAAGUACCACUACUGUCUGUCUUUGGACCAGUUGUUGUUGUUGGACCAUAAUAAGAAAACAUGUUACCCAGCUGCUUAGAGAACCAAUGUGGGAAAUGUGCACUAAUCUUGCUUUCACUUAUAUGACUGACAGAGAAGGGCACGUCCUCUGUAGGUGUGAUGACAACAAUGGUGAAACUAAAUAGUUUUCAUACUUUGUCCAUUGGUUUAUUAGCGCCGCAUCCGAGUCUAGCAUUGUGGUACAAACCAGAGAAUUGUCUGACACCGUUGAGUCUGGUGCUCUUCUAGUCAUGACAAGGUGGUUUUAUUUUUUAUACCUCUUCAUUUUUAUACCUCUGAGAUGUCUUGAAAUCUCUGAAUGUGUCCUGUCAAAAUAACAUACUGUCCAGCCUUGAGGGAGAUACUUUAAAAUCUCAGCUUGUCUAACGACUUCUUUGAUUCUUAAGCUCUGAAUGUAGAUUAAUUUCACAACUUUUGUUAAGAUAAAAGUGGCCUAAGCAACGGUGUGAUGGCUGUAUUUGAACAGCUUCAAAAGAACGGGUCACUUGCAAAACCGGAAAUUGAAAGUUUUAUACUGUAGCGAAACUUCCUGUUGUCCAGUCCGAUGUCAUGGCAUUUCAUUUCAGUAAAGAUCCACAUCUGUCAUUCUCAAUUGUUGCAAUGGUGUCUGGUAGUCUUUUGCUAAUUCCAAGACUCAGUAAUGAUUUAGUUUUACUUUAGAUUAUCUUCAUAAGAUCUGUACAGACAACCAGACACACUGGAUUGUUUUUUGUAAACUGCCAAGCUCUAAUAGAUGUUUUCAGCUUGUUUCUAGCAUGUAUCCAGAAUGGGUGGUAAAAUGUCUCUGCGUCUCAAAACUGUGCACAGUUAGAAUGUGUUUUUGUGUGCUUCGCUCUUUCUAGGUUUAGAUUUUUCUAGAUAGGAAAGUAACAAUAGCAGUUCUCAGCAGUUGACCGUCUCAUUUUCUCAUUCUUUCCAAAGGGCCGUCUGUAUAACGGAUAUAUACGGUUCAUAUCUGUACCUCCCCUGAGCUCUUUCAACAAUAAACCUGUAUUUGAUCAA